Molecule: messenger RNA, 237 nt
Organism: Haemonchus placei
Lineage: Eukaryota; Metazoa; Nematoda; Chromadorea; Rhabditida; Trichostrongylidae
Source: the annotation of a GenBank genome assembly
GAAUUGAAACGCCAGGGAGUGUCAUUUAAAAAUGUGCGACUUAUCGCCUCAGCGGUUGAUGCAGUGAUAGAUACAUUGAAGUGCGCAUCACAAGUAUGGAAUGAAGAUGAGGUAUAUAUGUUCUGUUUGCGUCUAGCUCUUUUCGUGGUAGCUUGCCGUCAACCUUUGGAUUCACGAACUGGAUUUGCACCGCUCUAUUUGGCUUGGAAUGAAAUAUAUCGCCUGAUUCCAAAGUAA